Messenger RNA from Capronia epimyces CBS 606.96, 1746 nucleotides. Its product is annotated as long-chain acyl-CoA synthetase. Lineage: Eukaryota; Fungi; Ascomycota; Eurotiomycetes; Chaetothyriales; Herpotrichiellaceae. The coding region runs from base 1 to 1746 and encodes 581 amino acids. Gene Ontology annotation, molecular function: medium-chain fatty acid-CoA ligase activity. Gene Ontology annotation, biological process: fatty acid metabolic process. The transcript is spliced from 5 exons. The record is from RefSeq and is a predicted model, not a curated record.
AUGGCAUUGGAGUCGAACAGCGACCCGGUCCUCUUCCCGGCUCCAACUCCAGCACUGUCCAUUGUCCACGGCAGCGCCGACGUCCCCUUGGUGGACUUUACACUCGGAGAGCUGCUCGACUUCCAGUGUACCAAGUACGGGUCCAACGAGUGCUUGGUCGUGCCAUGGACCGGGGCAAGAUGGACCUACGAACAUCUGCGACAGGAGAGUGUCUGGCUCGCCCGGGCUCUGGCUGCCCGUGGCAUUCGUCCUGGUGACCGGGUUGGCUUGAUGGCGGGCAACUGCGAGCAAUACGUGUCGGUGUUUUUCGCCUGCAUGCGACUUGGUUGCGUGCUGGUCAUUCUGAACAACACCUACACUGCCUCCGAAGCGCGGUAUGCUCUGGAGUUUACCGAGUGCAGGAUUCUCUUCACCACCACCCGGAUCAGCUAUCACGACAACCGGCGGCUUCUUCUCAGCCUGACGGAGAAUUCGGGGCCCUUGGAGGAAAUUGUCAUCCUCCGGGGGUACCCCGGCCAAUUCACGUCGUAUACGAGCCUGGUCGAGAGCGGAGCGGCGGAGUCGGGCGAUAUUCUGGCCCAGCUCUCGCAACAGUUCAGCACCCAUGAUGUUUGCAACCUUCAGUUCACCAGCGGCACCACGGGAAAUCCCAAAGCGGCGAUGCUGACCCAUCACUCGAUUGUCAACAAUAGUCGCUUCAUCGGGGACCGGAUGGCGUUCACGGAAGACGACGUGCUCUGCUGUGCACCGCCCCUGUUCCAUUGCUUCGGUCUUGUUCUCGGGCUGUUGGCCGUCAUCACUCACGGCGGCAAGGCCGUGUACCCGAGCGAGACCUUCGACGCCGCUGCCUGCCUGAAGGCGGUCUCCGACGAGCAGUGCACCGGCCUCCAUGGCGUGCCAGCCAUGUUCGAUUCCAUCUUCAGCCUCCCGCGGCCCGACGACUUUGAUUGCUACCGACUGAGGACGGGCAUCAUUGCCGGGGCGCCCGUACCCAAGCACUUGAUGGAGCUUCUCUUCAACGAGCUGGGAAUGACCGAGUUCACGAGCAGCUAUGGUCUGACUGAGGCGUCCCCGACAUGUUUCAAUGCAUUCCACGAUGAUCCGAUCGAACUGAAGCUGGCGACGGUCGGCAAGGUGAUGCCCCAUGCUCACGCCAAGGUGGUGGACCGUGACGGCAAGAUCCUACCGAUCGGCCAGCGUGGCGAAUUGUGUAUUGCCGGGUACCAGCUACAGCGCGGAUACUGGCGGAAUGCGGAGAAGACGGCUGAAGUCAUGAUCCGCGACGACGACGGCGUGCUGUGGCUGCACACGGGGGACGAGGCCGUUCUCCACGAGGACGGGACCUGCACCAUCACCGGCCGGUUCAAGGACAUCAUUAUCCGAGGAGGAGAGAACAUCUACCCACUUGAGAUUGAAGAGAGACUGGUGGAGCACGAUGCCAUCGAGAGAGGCAUCGUGGUCGGCGUCAAGCACGCUCGCUAUGGAGAAGUGGUCACGGCCUUUCUCCAGCGAGCGACGAAUGCGAAUGCCGCCGCGGGUGGAAGGUAUACCCAUCUCAGCGACGACGGGGUGCGCGAUUGGGUUCGAAUGAAGCUGGGACGACAUAAAGCUCCCGCGCACGUCUUCUGGCUGGGCGAACAUGGCAUUCCCGCCACCGUCCCGUUGACGGGCAGCGGGAAGGUGAGAAAGUUUGAGCUGGCGCAGUUGGCGGAGCAGAUUUUGUCCAAGGACCGAGCGAGGCUGUGA